Messenger RNA from Talaromyces amestolkiae, 6138 nucleotides. RefSeq lists its product as uncharacterized. Gene Ontology annotation, molecular function: [acyl-carrier-protein] S-malonyltransferase activity; fatty acid synthase activity; enoyl-[acyl-carrier-protein] reductase (NADH) activity. The coding region runs from base 1 to 6138 and encodes 2045 amino acids. Gene Ontology annotation, biological process: long-chain fatty acid biosynthetic process. Gene Ontology annotation, cellular component: fatty acid synthase complex. Lineage: Eukaryota; Fungi; Ascomycota; Eurotiomycetes; Eurotiales; Trichocomaceae. The transcript is spliced from 4 exons. The record is from RefSeq and is a predicted model, not a curated record.
AUGGAUACGCCUUCAUCAGAGAAAUUUUCUGGUGUUCCAGACGGACAGUUCUCUCUUCAUCUCGAUGAUAUUCAAAGUACAAUCUUCGUUAGCGGAGAAGACUUAGAGCAACUGAAGGAUCAAAGAGACUUGUUUGUGCUGGCACAAACCUCUGCUUCACGACCACAAAUUACUUCGGAGAUUGAAUUAGCGUUGAAUUUUCUUCAGCAUCUUCUAGACAACAGCGGUGUGUCUUCCUCCACUCGAUCAUUCCUCCAGGGGUUCGAGAACAAGUACCUCUUCGAUUUUGAAAUACAUUCGAUUAUACAUUCUUUACAACUCGAUCAGCCGACACGAAACAGAUUGCUCAGCACAUACUACAAAGCUGUCACCCUAGUCAUUUCAGAGCCCACAAACAUUGCACCGAGUGCGUUAUUAAGCGUCGCAAAAAGCGGGCAUAUCAAGCCAUAUGUCGUCUUCGGAGGACAAGGCACAGCGAACGCGACAUGCGUGAAAGAGCUUUUUGAUCUUUAUUCGACAUAUACGCCGUUUUUAAAAGACCUCAUCGACGCUAUUGGGGCUUUGCUUAGUCGUCUUUCCCGAUUGCCUCAGACACGCGAAUAUUACUGUGGCCGAUACCUUGACUUGCAAGCAUGGUUACGCGAUCCUGACCAAGUACCAGGAUCUGACUUUGUCUCCGGUGUGACAGUCAGUUGCCCAAUUGUCGGUCUCUUGAGUCUUGCACACUACUGUGUAACAUGUAAGGUUCUGGGCAUGACCCCAGGUGAUCUUCGAAGUUUGCUCCAAGGCGUUACAGGUCAUUCUCAGGGGAUUGUAGUAGCUGUCGCCAUAGCCAUUUCUGACUCAUGGGAAUCGUUUUACGGCGCUGCAUUGACGGCAGUAGAAAGUCUUUUCUGGAUCGGAUUUGAAUGCAACCAGGGCUCGCCGAGAUCAUCUCUGUCACCUUCAGUCAUUGAAGAUAGUGUCAGCAACGGCUCGGGUCAACCCUCAUGCAUGCUGAGCGUCGUUGGGUUGGAACGAUCUCGUCUCGACCGAAUCUUGGUCAUAAUAAAUAAGUCACUUCCAACUACGAGUCAAAUUGGUGUUGCCCUCAUCAACACAAGGGAUAAUUUCGUCGUUGGCGGUCCCGCCAAAUCUCUGGCAGCACUCGACACCUACCUUCGAACAAUCAAGGCAGAUCCGGAGAUCGAUCAAAAUCGUGUACCUCACAGCAAGCGCAAACCCAUAAUCCAGCAUCAGUUUCUUCCAAUAACUGUACCAUUUCACACCGAGUAUUUGUCAAUACCCGCUCAAAAAAUAAAGGAGCACCUGUCUUCCUUAAAUAUAUCCCCCGAAAUGCUCGAAAUACCUGUCCACGACAACAGAAACGGCCGCGACUUGCGCGAACUACCACACGGGACGAACGUGCUAGAUAAUCUCAUUGAUGCAAUAUGCGUUGAUUGUUGUGACUGGCCAGCAGUACUUCAGUCAUCGACUGCGACCCACAUCUUGACGUUUGGUAGCGGUGGUGUGCCAGACCUAAUCAUGAGACUCCUCGAUGGCAAAGGAGUAAGGGUCAUCAGCGGAUCUGAUCUCGAAACUCGGGACGCCGACAUUGGAAGUAAGAUGGAUAUAUUUUCUCCAUGCUUUCUCCCUACAUCAACCAAAGUCGAAAGCUGGGCAGAGAAAUUCCAGCCUCGUCUCGUACAACCUACCUCUGGAGGACUGCGAUUGGAGACCCGACUCAGUAAACUGUUGGGAGUCCCACCUGUCUUUGUUGCCGGAAUGACGCCGACAACAGUACCGUGGGACUUUGUUUCUGCAGUCAUGAAUGCGGGAUACCAUGUUGAGCUUGCAAGCGGUGGCUAUUUCAAUGCAGGAGAGAUGUCUGCCGCUAUUGAAAAAGUGAAGAAUAGUGUUCCAGCUGGAAGGGGCAUUACUUGUAAUUUGAUUUACUCAAGCCCACAAGCCAUGACAUGGCAGAUUUCCAUGUUACGCAGACUAGCCAAAGAAGGUGUCGCCGUCGACGGUCUGACGAUAGGUGCCGGAGUACCCUCGCAAGAGAUCAUGACUGAUUACAUAACUAGCCUGGGCUUGAAACACAUUUCUCUCAAGCCUGGUUCCAUAUCGGCUAUCCGCGAGGUUUUAGAAAUUGCAAAAGCACAGCCACAGUUUCCAAUCAUUUUACAGUGGACGGGCGGUCGAGGAGGUGGGCAUCAUUCCUAUGAAGAUUUCCAUGCACCAAUCCUUCGUACAUAUAGCAGCAUUCGCAAAUGUCCAAACAUUAUUCUAGUCGCUGGGAGUGGAUUUGGGAGCUAUGAAGACAGCUAUCCAUAUCUCUCUGGAAUUUGGUCCACUCGUUUUGGAUACCCUAGAAUGCCAUUUGAUGGCAUUCUUCUUGGAAGUCGCAUGAUGGUUGCUCGCGAGGCGCACACGUCUCUUGCAGCGAAGAAGUUAAUUAUCGAAGCUCCCGGAGUUCCCGAGACAGAAUGGGAGAAGACCUACGAAGGCGCUGCAGGAGGUGUCAUUACUGUUAUCUCGGAGAUGGGUCAGCCUAUUCAUAAGAUCGCCACAAGAGGUGUUCUUUUCUGGCAUGAGCUUGACAAGACAAUCUUCAGCCUACCACGAAAAAAUAGACUCGAGGCAUUGUUGAAAAAGAAGUCAUAUAUCGUUAAAAGACUGAACGCAGACUUUGCUAAACCAUGGUUUGGUCAGAACUCGCAAGGAGAACCUGCAGAGAUAUCAGAAAUGACAUACAUGGAGGUCUUACGCCGGCUGGUAUCUCUCAUGUACGUCGCUCACCAGAAACGUUGGAUUGCACCUUCUUACGUAAAUUUUGUUGCGGACAUUGCAGCUCGGACGUUAGAAAGACUUCCGGCAAAGGGUGAUAUUGAGAUUACAACAGCUUCUUUACAAAAUCCUCAGCAUAUGCUUGAAGUAUUUGCCCGCUGCUGUCCUCUUGCUUCCACGGAGUUUCUUAACCCAGAAGAUGCGAAGUACUUCAUCCUGCGGUGCAAGAAGCGUGGUCAGAAACCUGUCAACUUCAUCCCUAUAAUUGAUGAGGAUUUUGAAACAUUCUUCAAGAAAGACUCUUUGUGGCAAUCUGAGGAUAUCGAUGCUGUCAUAGAUCAGGAUGCUGGUCGAUGUUGUAUCCUUCAUGGACCUGUUGCUGCUCGAUACUGCAAAUCUGAUGAUGAGACCGUGAAAGAAAUCCUUGACCAGAUCAACCAGGGUUUGAUCAGGAAGGUCGAAGAGGAUUUCUAUCCAGGCGGGUUAAUAAAACAACCUGAAAUUGCUAGCCUUUCUUCCGAGAGCUGGUCUGUAGCGACACCCGAAUCCGAUACUAGGAAUGUAUCGCUUACCCCUAUUGAUAGUCUCGCCGGUGGUGUUGAAGACAUUUUAUUAUCUACGGUACUUAUUCUCGUGAAGAUGGGCAACCCUUGGAUUCGUUCCUUGUUCACGGAUGAGUAUAUUUUACGCGGCCGCGAUCGCAAAAUCAAUCCAUUCCAUCGUCUGAUUCACCGGGAGUCCAAAGGCACUGUGGAAGUAGAUCCUGAAACAUCACUAAUUACCAUAUUCGUCGAAAAUGAAGACAGCUCAAAGACCAAGUCCGUCGUGAAAAUCUCCUCGCAAAACGACAUAGACAUCUCUGUGGAACUUUCUUUCCCUGGCUUUCACAGCAAGGAACCAACUGUUCUACCGCUUGCUUUUCGUUACGACCAAGCAAUGACACCGUACAGCAUAGCUGAAGUUACGGCUAGACGUGAUGACUGUAUCAAAACAUUUUAUAGCAUGGUGUGGUUCGGAGAAGACGUUACUGCUUCUACAGAUAAUGUUCGUUCAACAAUCUGGGGCCCAGAGAUGACUCUCACUGCAGAAAUGCUUGAAGAUCUGGCUAAUACAAUUGGCCGAACACAUGCCCAUGGAAAGAACAUUGUCGGCGAGUCUGACACGUUUCCUAUUAGUAUUGGCAUAGUUGCUGCGUGGGAUGCCGUCGCCAAACCUAUCGUUUUGAAAGCUGUCCCCGGAGAUCUUCUAAGGCUUGUUCACCAGUCGAACUCAUUCGAGUACGUUAAAGAAACGGCGGCUCUUUGCGUGGGAGAUAUUAUUCAGGCAAAAGCCAAUGUUAGAGCUAUUUACAUUGAGGACGCCGGAAAGUAUGUGACAGUCGAAGGACAUAUUCUUUCCUAUAACGAACCAGUGAUGAAGGUCACAUCAACUUUCCUCUUCAAAGGUGCCUUUGACGACUUUCAAUCUACAUUUAAAGUUACAGAUGAGCCAGAUAUCAUCUUUGAAGUGGCUUCAGAGCAAGAUGAGGCUGUUCUCAAGGAUCGCGAUUGGUUCCAUCUAGAAAAUCCAUUCCUGUCUCUCAUCGGCAAGACUUUGCUAUUUAAUUUGUGUUCAGAAGUGACCUGGAAAGAUAAAAUAACAUAUGACACGUUGAAAGUAUCAGGACAAAUAUUUCAAAGAAACAGCUUGGGACAGAUUCAGGAGAUAGGCAGCGUGACCUUUGAACAUGGAAAAUGCGUCGGCAAUCCAGUCAUGGAUUUCUUACAGAGAAAGGGAACAUCAGCCGCUGCAAAGAGCGACCUCACAAGUCCCGGUUGGGCUGGAGUAUCAUCGCUAGAAGUCCAAAUGCCUACUACUAACGAGAUGUACACUCGUGUCUCUAGAGACUACAAUCCAAUUCAUAUGUCAUCAGUGUUUUCACACUGGGCCGAACUUCCCGGCACUAUCAGUCAAGGAAUGUUCACUUCUGCCAUUGCUGUCAAUGCAGUCGAACAUCUAUCUUUGCAGGGCGAACGACAUCGACUACGAAAAUUCACUUCGACUUUCACCGAUAUGGUUCUCCCUGGCGACCGACUCGUGAUACGCUUGAAGCACGUGGGAGCUAUCGAUGGCCGACUAGUAUUCAAGGUAUCCGCUUUGAAGGCUGACACUGAAAACAUAGUCCUGGAAGCAGAGGCGGAAGUUGAUCAGCCUCAAUCCGUUUUCUUCUUUACAGGGCAAGGAAGUCAACUACCUGGUAUGGGUAUGGAGCUAUACAAGACUAGCGAAGUGGCUCGGCGUAUUUGGGAUGAGAUCGAUGCCCAUAUCUUCGAAAGAUUUGGGUGGUCGGUCAUUGACAUCAUUUCAAACAAUCCGAAGAGCAUGACCAUUCAUUUCGGAGGCAAACGUGGACGACAACUGCGCGAAAACUAUCUAGCCAUGGAGACAGAAAUUACGACACCAGACGGUCGCACAAUCAGAAAGACAUUGCUACCUGGAUUGACACGCGACUCUCGUUCAUACACAUUCUCCUGCCCAUCUGGAUUGCUGUUCUUCUCUAGUUUCGCACAGCCUGCGAUCGUAUUGGUCGAAAAGAUCAUGUUUGAAGACAUGAAAAGUCGGGGAUUAGUUCCUUCGAGUCCGUACUUUGCUGGUCAUUCACUUGGCGAAUACGGAGCCCUUCUAGCAUUCUCUGGGUUUAUGACUACGAGAGAAUUGAUGGAACUGGCAUUUUAUCGUGGCCUAUCUCUACAAUUUGCCAUGGAGAGAGACUCGAAUGGAGAGACGAAUUAUGGCAUGGUUGCAGCCAAUCCCCAGCGUAUAGGAAAAUUUUUCAGCGAGACUUCCUUGCGGCAAUUAGUUCGCAUGAUUGCACAUCAAAGUGGCGAGCUGAUCGAAAUUGUGAACCUGAACGUAGAGAAUGAGCAAUACGUUUGUGCGGGAACACUACAAAAUCUGCAUGUUCUUGAACAUGUCCUAAGCUACCUGGCUACGGCCCCCCACGGGGCAGAAAUGGUGGGCGAAAUCAUGACUACCAAGGACGAUCUUUCUGCAACGACGAUCGGCCAAAGGCUAGCUGUCAACCUUGUUGAAGCACAAAAAUUACCCAGCCCCAUUCGACUGAAGCGUGGUAAGGGCACGAUUCCCAUCCCAGGGAUAGAUGUUCCAUUCCACUCUUCUUUCUUGCGUCAAUCUGUGGCCUCGUAUAGAAAGAUCCUACAGCGACGAAUCCCAGAAGAGAACAUACACUUGGACCGUAUUCUGGGGAAGUGGAUUCCUAACGUAAUGGCGAGACCCUUCUCCAUUGACGACGAUUACUUGCUGGAAGCGCUGGAGUUGACCAAAAGCCCUAUCUUGGGGGAAUUGAUACACGGACCGGUUGCAGUUUAG